AUGGAAGGUGAGGGUAUUCAUGGCGAAGGCGAGAGUAUUUCGUCGAGCUCCACCAGCAGCAGCAAUGAAUCUGGAGAAUUCUCAAAGAAUGUAUCGACGACGACGAUCAUACCGUCUGCCGCCAGUGUUUAUAUGGAUUCGGACUCUGAGGAUCUUAAUUACGAUGAUUAUUUUGAUGCCGGUGAAGAAUUUGUGCAGAAAGAGGGUGUGAAUAGGGGCCUGAUUGCUCCUCUGGGUGACCUAGAUAAUUAUUACCCACAAGCUCUAUUUUGUUUGGCCAACUUUAACUUUAAUCAUAAUACUGAUUUCGUAUUUCAAAGGAUUGUAAGAGGAUGGCUUGGUGGACCCAUUGAAUUUUACCUUAUAUUUGAGGCAAGCAGUCCUCGCAUUGCAGGAGGCACUCCUCAAGUCUUCCAAUCUUAUUUUUAUGACUUUUAUGGUGGAUUGGGAGGCGAGAAGUUGGAUUUCUGCAGGUUACACCCCAUAGAUUGUGCAAUUACUCUUGAAGAUCUUCCUGCUGGUUGCAGUGAAUAUGACAAUUCUCUGGACCACACCCAAGAUGUAGUCCAUAUGUCUUCUGUUUAUGCUACCUUCUGCAAAGGCUUACAAGAGGGAAUUGAACUUUCUUUCCAGGAGAUCAAUAGCUUCUAUAAAAUUGUAGAACCAACUUUGCUCAAGGGCUUUGCAUUUGGAUACAACAUCACCUUUAGCGCCUUUGACAGAGAAGCUGCCUCUCGGGACCUUAAAACUUACGAAGCAGUGGUGGUGUUUAAGGAAGGUCUAAGUGUAAUUUCUGUCAUAUCUGCUAUUGAGAAGGAUGACCAAAAUGGAACAAAUUAAGGUAACUACUAUAUGAUUGUGUCUUCCAUGUUUUUUUGUAGUACCCAAUUGUGUCUUUAUUUGAUAUA
Impatiens glandulifera is the source of this 908-nucleotide messenger RNA. RefSeq lists its product as uncharacterized. Bases 1 to 840 code for a protein of 279 amino acids. Lineage: Eukaryota; Viridiplantae; Streptophyta; Magnoliopsida; Ericales; Balsaminaceae. The transcript has 4 exons. The record is from RefSeq and is a predicted model, not a curated record.